Malania oleifera is the source of this 2730-nucleotide messenger RNA. RefSeq lists its product as uncharacterized. The record is from RefSeq and is a predicted model, not a curated record. The transcript has a single exon. The coding region runs from base 2075 to 2638 and encodes 187 amino acids. Gene Ontology annotation, cellular component: nucleolus. Lineage: Eukaryota; Viridiplantae; Streptophyta; Magnoliopsida; Santalales; Ximeniaceae.
AUCGUAAAUGACAACGAAGCUGAACAAUGUGUGAGAGCUCUCCACUCGACCUUCUUCGAGACAGAACUCUCUGAAUUAGAUUUGGAGUGCGAUUCUCUGAAUGGUUCUGUUUGACAUCUUCAGUGGGACGAUGAUGAGCAUCUUGCUCGGGUUUCCAUUCAGAGUCUUAAUCAUUCCUGGCUUUAAUUGUAUUCUGUUUCAAUCUAUUCUCACCUUAGCUUGGGGAGCUGAUUUUUUUCCCCCUUGUUGUAGGCUUAAGAUGUAGCGUUGUGACCCUUCCUUUACAAGAUGCAAGGGUGUUCUGCUUUUUCCUUGAAUAUGUUGUAUCUUCUCCUGCAUGGAGGAACAAUGAAUUAGGGUUUCCUUUGUGGGAUAUGGCAUAGCAAAAAUUUAUUGGCCAAGUUUUAGGUUCUUAUUAGGUUGCAUCUCUUCUUCUAGGGUUAUUUAACUGUACUAUUUGGUGUCAUAUUUAAUAGUUCAAAUCAUUUUUGGAUCGAGUCUUGUUCAUGUCGUAUUUUUUCCUUCCAUGUGAAUACUUUGUUAGAAAUUUUUUAAGUAGACUACAUAAUUGAUGAUUAAUUCAUCGAUCUAUUGCUUCUUGUGAAAAAAGGGUAUCGAACUAAAGGGAAUGUCACUUAUAGAAAAAUAUUUUUAAGGCUAUUUAUUGAUCCAAGUACUUAAAAAAAUAUUUAUUUUUAAGAUGUUUUAAAUGGGGUUUAAGUUACUUUGAUGUCAAUUUGUAUGUCGUUGAUUAUUGAGGCUCUAUUUAGAACUCGAAAAUAUUGAAGAAAGGAAAAUAUUAAGGAAUUUACUAUUUUCAUAUCUGGUUAUUAAGAGAAGUAAAAAUAAAAAUAGAAAUAUAUUAAAUUUAUAAACAAAAUUUUAAUUUUACUCAUCAUUAAAAUUUGAUUUUUAUUAGUUUUUAAUCAUAUUAAAACAUAUUUAUAAUUUUAAUAGCAUUUAAUAUUUAAGAAAAUUAAAAUAGAAAAUUAGUUUCCUCUUCUUUCUUUUCUUUCCUUUUUUCAAAUAAAAUAUUUAAUCUAAGCGGAACCUUAUAGCCCGUUUGGAUUAAGGAUUUUAUUUGGGAAAAUGAAAGAAAAGAAAAAUAAGGAGAAAAUUCAUUUUUUAUUAUAUUUUCCUUCUAUAUUAAAUUCUAUUAAAAAUAGAAACUUAUUUUCAUAUGAUUAAAAAUUAAUAAAAAUUAAAUAUUAAUGAUGUGUAAAAUCAAAAUUUUGUUCGUGAAUUUAAUAUAUUUUUUAUUUUUUUUCUUACUUUCCUCGAUAAUCGAACAUGAAAACAUGAAUUUCUUAAUAUUUUCUUUUCCUCAAUAUUUUUCAAAUCCCAAACAGCGCGCUAUUGUGUUAUGAAAUAGGAAAAUAUAUUUAUUAACAUUACAAUUCCUUUUUCUAAGACUUCAAUUGUUAUUAUCUCAUUAUUUAAAAUACACAUGGAUUAUAAUCAUUAUAGCAUUAUAGUGUAUUGUCACAAAAUAUUUUUAUGUGAUUGUAUACAAUUUACCACAUAUAAUAUAAAAAAAGUGGGCGGGGUUAGGCUGGGGAAUAAAUUAUAGCGAAGACACUCAUAUUUGAAUUGAUAGAAGAUAAAAAAAAAAAAGAAAAAUUAAUGCUCUAAAGCCUGUUUGAAAUUCAAAAAUUAUUAAAUUUUAAUUUAUAUAUUAUUAAUAUUUUAUUUUUAAAAAAAAAUUUAGUCAUUUUAAAAUAAAUUUUAAUUUUUGAUAGUAUUUAAUAGAGAAAAAAAUAAUUAUUUUAUUUUAUUUUCCUUUUUCACAUAAAAACUUUAAUCCAAACAUACCCUAAAAUUCUUACAAUUUUUUAAAAUAGAGUGAAUGUGAGAGAGAAGAAGUGUAAGAUAGCUAACAUGGGCCAUGGGCGGCUGGAUAGGACCCGGCCCAGUGCAGCCCGACUAUGGGCCCAUGGGCCCUUGGCCGCUUCCAUAUCGAAAUUAAGAAACUCUAGCACAGCCUCCUCUUUUAGGGUUUAGGGUUUGCCUGCGAGCAAUUUGGAUUCUGACCAGUACCCUCUCAUCACUUCUUCUAAGUCUUUUAGGGUUGAUCAUGGCGUGCACGAUCGAUUUCAGAUUCCUCGACGAUGGCCUCGCGGGCCCUAAGAACAAGCGAAAGAGAUCAGAAGAAGGCAGUACUCAAAACCCCACCAGCACCAACGAUGAUGUCUCAAUGGAGAUCGACAACCCUCCAUCCUCCAAGCGACAAGCCGUACCCUCUUCAGAAGACCCCGAUAAACCGGUGUUCGGACGGCCGACCUACGACGGCGUGAUCGCCGGAAGAGUCUCCGGGCGGAAGUGGAAGCAGCCGCGGAAGAACCGGGCGUCGGCGGCGCAGGUGAGCCGGAAGGGCACGACGUUCGAGCAGAGGGCGAAGGAGAAGGAGAUCAAGAAGGCGUACAAGGAGAGGAUGAACGAGCUGAAGGAGCAGAUUAGGGCUAACAAGAUCGAGAAGAGGAAGAUGAGGGAGGAGAGGGAGAAGAAGAAGCAGGAGAACAUUCUCAAGUCUGGGACUAAGCUCCAGAAGAUCACCAAUCCCAAAACGCUGAAGAAGAUCGCCAAGUCCAAGCAGAGGAAGCUUCUCAAGGUUGUUCCUGAUGAUGUGCUCAAGAAAUAGACGAGUAUGAAUCGUAUGAUUAUUUUUUUUUAUUAUCAUCUAAAUGUUGAAUCCUUUAGUGGGUUUUUGAAUUUAUAAAUUCAUUUCUGCAA